Molecule: messenger RNA, 3027 nt
Organism: Saccostrea cuccullata (small rock oyster)
Lineage: Eukaryota; Metazoa; Mollusca; Bivalvia; Ostreida; Ostreidae
Exons: 6
Coding region: 1-2910 (969 amino acids)
Molecular function (GO): zinc ion binding
Source: RefSeq, a predicted model, not a curated record
AUGGAUCCUCUUGACCGUGCUCAAAUUCUCCUUGUCUGUGACCUGUGUCAGAGAGCUCCAUUACAAAGUCAUUGCGAACUUUGUCAAAUAUCCCUGUGUAGAGCCUGUGUAGGGGAGCAUUUAUGUGAUUCUUCAAAAAGACACAAGGUUGUCCCAUACAAAAACAGAACAAGAACUCAUAUAAACCCUAAAUGUCCAAACCACACCAAUUCAUAUUGUAAGCUCUACUGUUCAGAAUGUGACAUUCCUGUCUGUUCUACAUGCAUUUCUUCUGAUGAACAUAUAGGGCAUCGCCUCACAGAUAUUUUGGACAAAUUUAAGUCAACAUUAGAAACAAUCUCCCCACAAAAAUUUAUGGCAUAUAUAAAAAAAGGAACUACAGUGGUUCGUCAUGCUCGAGGAAUCGUGGUAGGAUGUGCUGGAGCUGGAAAAACUACACUUUUAUAUAGACUUCUGGGGAAAAGUCUUGAGGAAAUAAAGGAAAUAAAAUCAACUAGGGGACUUCAAGUCUACGAACACAUAUUUCUUGUAAAAAAUAAAAAAUUGAUUGCUUCCGGAGAUGGUGCCUUAAAUAAACGACUGAUCAGGAUUACAAUGUCCGCACUUCAAACGAUGGAACAAAGUGAUGAAAAUAAAUCAAUGAAUAACCCAAUACCAAACACUACACUUGGUCGAAAUAAAAAUGAAACAGAUGAUCUACAACUGACACAAGCUGAAAUGAGAGAAAUGCUGGAUGCACAAGAAAAUGAAACAAGUGUCAGCAUGUUUGAUUUUGCUGGACAAUUUGCUUACUAUGCUUGCCAUCAGAUCUACAUAAGAUCCGAAGCCUUUUACAUUCUGGUGAUGGACAUGAGUAAAGCUUUCAAAGAUGUCGUUAAUAGCGAAUCAGAAGCACGUCCGGGCUCUAUCUUCUCUAAGUGGACAUACAAAGAUUAUCUUGACUUCUGGCUUGACUCCAUAAAAUCGUUUAGUGGUCCGUCUGCUCAAGUUCUUGUGGUGGCUACGCAUACAGAAGGCAAGACAAAAGAGGAGAGGGAAUCUUUUUUGGAGAGUCUCUGGACGUUAGUACCACCUGAAGAUAAGACCAGGCUUUAUGACAGGGACUUUGCAUUAGCACUAAUCGAGAUGAAUGAAGAUGGGAGACACGCCCUGCGAAGUCUUAAAGAAUCAAUUGCUGGGGUAGUCUCGAAAAAAAUGGAUACAAAAAUAGAAGUCCCAUCAGCAUGGGCUCUUCUUGAGCAUUUCUUACACCUAACAGAAAAACCAAUCUUGUCACUAAGUGACAUCACCAAAGUGAAUAAGAAACUUCCAGAAGAAUAUCAAUUGAAAAGUCAAGAAGAAAUAUUUGAUUUUCUGUCUUUUUUCCAUGGACAUGGUAUGUUGCUCUUUUUUAAGGAGGAAGGACUGAAAUCGUAUGCAAUUCUAAACAUCCAAUGGUUUUCCAAUGCAUUCAGUAAGCUUAUUGCUGACAAGGAUCACAUAAACAGGGACUGCAAACGACGAUACAUUGAAGAUUGGAACCGUUUUAAUGCCACAGGAAAUCUCAGGAAAUCACUGGUAGAUGCACUGUGGAAAGAAGAAUCUUUAUAUAUAGAACACAAGGCAAUACUUAUGUCAUUCAUGGAGAAAUUACGGAUGUUAGUCAGCAUUGAAGGAGAAUCCUCCUGGUAUGUCCCCUGCAUGAACCAAAAGCCUUUCACACACGACGUCUUUCAACAGACAAUAGAGAAAUCGUCCAUUCUGUGUUUUCGAUUCACUUCCUUUGCCAUGUUUGUCUACUACAGGCUAAUUGCAUAUUGCAUGAGUUUCCUGAAGUGGAAUGUACAGUUUGAUAAGGACAAAAGUCAAUGUCUGUAUCAAACAGCAGCGAUUUUCGAAACCGAAAAUCACACAGUUAUCGUUGGUAUAAUCGAUAAAGACAUCCAGCUGCAGGUGCUGCGAAUUUAUGAUCCACAACGCUCGGUUUCCUGCAAAAUUGGAAAAUCCAUUCAAACAGCCUUAACAGAAUUGACAGAAACAUUGAAUGAGAAGAAAACCUUUCAGAAAGGUUACAAAUGCCUUAAUCUUUUCUGCAGUGAAAAGGAUCUAACUUUUAUUCCUGAGGAAGAACUUUCUGGAAGUCAAUGCAAUUGUCCUAUAGGCAGUGGAAAACAUAAGAUAGAUGUUCAAUGGACUUUGGGAUUUUGGAAAGAUUGUGGAAGAAAUCUUGAGGGUCGUGAUAGAUUUGCAAAACUGGGAAUGGCGAUAAUCGAUGUUUUAACACAGGCCCUCAGAGACGUUUUAGAAAAAGAGAUUCCCUCUACACAUAUUAAUGGAAAAGUGACAUCAUCACAAUUACCAAAAGGUCUUAAAGGUCCAAAUCCUGUACAAAAGAAAAUUUUGAACGAUGCGAAAACGUACGGAUAUCAGAAGUUUGACAUUACACUUUUGUACUUGUUGAUAAGAAAUUAUUGCAGUACAAUCCCUCAGCCCACAAAUAACUGGGGUUUAAAGGCCAUGCCUGGAGUAGGGGAGACAACUGUUGGUGAUGACGUGGAGAGGAUCCGACUGAUUCGAAACCAAGUGUACAGUCACGUGAGUUCAGCCUCUGCCUCACAGACAGAAUUUGAUGAUAACUGGUCAAUCAUUUAUGAUAUCUCUAAACGACUUGAAGUCUGUACAGGAAAAAGUUACUUGAGUAAACUGGAUGAAAUAAAGAAACUUUCCUUGGAAAAGGAUAGACAAGAGGCAAUUAUAAAGGAAGUUAAAGUCGUAUGUGAGCGUGACCCAGAAAUACUCGAGAGAAUGCAAUCAAUUGAAACUGGUAUACAGUCUAUACAGAGAGAUUUGCAAGAAAUAAAAUUAGAUAAGCCUCGCGGGAGAAAAGAAGAAGAAGAGGCCUGGUGGCCUAGAUGGUGUGGAAUCUUGUAAAUAUAAAUAUUUGCUUUCAAAUGACCGAAGAAGGAUAUUACAGAUAUGACACUGUAUUGAGAAAAACUUAUUUUAUAGAAUGUUACCAAAUAUUCAUUUUAGAGCAAACAUAUAUUU